GAGCCUGCUCAGUGGCAUUUGGUCUUCGCAUAGGUAAAUCCGCGCGCGCCUGGAGGACUUGCUUCCUCUGCCUUGCAAAACUCUUCGCUCUCUUUGUCGUCGGGGCUGCUUCUCGGCGGGCAGAGGAGGUGCAUAGUUCCCAGAGUCUUCCGCUGCAUUGGCUUGACAAAGAAUGGCUGCUGCGGUGGAGACAAACCAGGAGCCUGUGGCUUUUGAGGAUGUGGCCGUGUAUUUCACAAAAGCAGAGUGGGCUCUGCUGGACCCAACGCAAAGAGCCACCUACAGGGACGUCAUGCUGAAGAGCUAUGAGAAUGUGGUUUCUGUGGAUGCAGACUGGGAAAUAUAUCUACAGUCGUACCUUGGAUCCCCAACGCCUUGCAAGUCAAACAUUUUGGCUCCCAAAUCACUUCACCCUUCAAAACCAGACCUGAUCUCCGCCCUGGAGCGAUGGGAAAUGCUGUGGGCACCUGAUCAGCAGGAACACAAGGAGCAUGAGAUCCCACCAGGCAGUAGCUCAGGAGAUGAGCAGGUGAGUGAGAAUACAAAGAAACCUAUUCAGCCGGAAAGUUUCGCCCUGGGGAAGCAAGAAGAGAUACAAAGGACUGAAGAGAGCCAGAGAAAUGGGGAGAGCUCUCGGACCUGCCACAGAGCCGGCCGGCCUCAGAGAAAGCGUCUUGGAAAUCGAAAGGCCAAAGCCGUUCCUGCUCGGAAGAGCAAAGAGCAAACACAAAUCAAGAGCCGACCAAAGAAAAACUCUCCCCCUAAAGCCCCAGACAGAAGACGUGGAGUAGCAAAUUCGGAAAAGUGCCCUGUCUGUGGGAAAACCUUUUGUAACAACACGUACCUUGUUAUACAUCAGCGGUCCCACACGGGAGAAAAGCCAUACAAGUGCUCGGAGUGCGGGAAAAUGUUCAGUUCGCCGUCAAACUUUCGCUCGCACGAGAGAAUCCACACGGGAGAGAAGCCUCACUCGUGCGCAGAUUGCGGGAAAAGUUUCCUACACAAACGAAACCUUCGUGAACACAGACGCGUCCACACCAGAGAGAAGCCACACGGGUGUUCCUACUGCGGGAAGAAAUUUAGCAGCAAAGCACACGUUGCUAGGCAUGAAUACAUCCACAAAGAUGAGCGGCCGUUCCAAUGCUCAGAGUGUGGGAAAGGAUUCAGAGCAAAAGAGCACCUUAUAGUUCACAAGCGGACACACACAGGAGAGCAACCCUACAAAUGCUUGGACUGCGGCAGGAGCUUCAAUUGCUUCUCUAACUAUACCAGACACAAGAAAACUCACGGAGGAGAGAAACCGCAUAAUUGCUCAGAUUGCGGGAAAAGCUUCCGAAAUCGUUCAGAUCUUAAAUUGCACAGGAGAAUCCACACUGGCGAGAAACCUUAUCAGUGCUCAUUCUGUAAGAAAAGCUUUCGUUGCUGUUCGUCCCUCGUAAGUCAUGAGAGAACCCACAGAGCGGAAAAAUCAUUUCCGUGCCCCGAAUGCGGCAAACGUUUAAGUCAGAAAUCGUGCCUUGCUAAGCAUUUGAGAAUGCAUAAGAAUCAAUGCUCAGACUGUGGGAGACUCUUCAGCAAAAGUUCAGCCCUUCAACAUCACCACAGGAAAAAACAUUCAGGUAAGAAGCCUUACAGAUGUUUGCGCUGUGGGAAGAGCUAUGACCGCAGGUCGGCGCUGAUGAUUCAUGAGAGGAUUCACACGGGAGACAGACCUUACGUUUGCUUAGAGUGCGGGAAAGCCUUUAUACAGAAAUGUAAACUUGAGCGACACGAGCGAAUACACACAGGAGAGAAACCAUAUGAAUGCCCUCACUGUGAGAAGAGCUUCAGCGAGAGAGGAAACCUUCUUCAACAUGUGAGAAUCCACGCGAGGAAGAAGCCCUACAGAAGAGGUUCCCGCAAGAUCACACGUCACUUUGGUGAUGCCACCCGCCAUUGCACCCAGCAUGUCUUUGACGAGACACGAUUUUGGCUUUUGGCGCGAUCCCUGGGGAGGCCAGUGAUCUUUGAGGAUGUGGCCGUGUAUUUCACGGGGGGCCAAGGGGCCCUGCUGGACCGCAGACAAAGACAGCUGUACAAAGAAGUCAUGUUGGAGAACUACAAGAACGCCGCCUCGCUGGAAGGAUUUCCAGUCUCCAAGCCUGACCUCAUUGUCCAGCUGGAACGAGGGGAAGAGCCAUGGGUGUCGGACCUUUGGGGGGUCACUGGUACCCCAUCAGGCCAAGGGGAGCAAGUCAGGUUGCUGGAUUCAUAUCCAAGAGCUGUAUCGGGAGACACCAUGCAGGCAGAUGACGGUGGUGACGCCAUCUUGUUGGGCAGCGAGGAGCGCGGAAAGAUCUACCCGGGAGAGACCCCGCGCUACUGCCCCCUCUACGCCAAAAGCUUUGGCGGCACGCCGAGCCGAGAGAGAGCCGUCGCGGGCGACAAACGCUACAAGUGCUCCGAGUGCGGGAAGGGCUUCAAGAAGCGGUCGGCCCUCCUGACCCACGACCGGACGCACACCGGGGAGAAGCCCUACGGCUGCGCCGAAUGUGGGAACAGCUUCAGCAACAAGUCCAGCCUGACGCGGCACAAGAGGAAGCACACGGGCGAGAAGCCCUUCAGCUGCCCCGACUGCGGCAAGAGGUUCAGCCAGAGCUCCAGCCUCAUCCGCCACCUGAGGAACCACACGGGGCUCCGGCCCUACCGCUGCUCGGCGUGCGGCAAGAGCUUCAAGCAAAGCUCCAGUCUCCUGGUCCACAGAAGGACUCACACGGGGGAAACCCCCUACAGCUGCUCGGUCUGCGGCAAGCGCUUCUCGCAGAGCUCCAACCUGGUGAAGCACGAGAGGAUCCACACCGGAGAGAAGCCCUACGGCUGCGCCGAGUGCGGCAACACCUUCAGCAACAAGUCCAGCCUCACCAGGCACAAGAGGAACCACACGGGGCAGAAGCCCUACAAGUGCCCCCAGUGCGGGAAGCGCUUCAAGCAGAGCUCGGGCCUGCUCAAGCAUGAGCGAGCCCACGCGCGGAAGAGCCUCACGAAACUCCCAGAGCCCGGCAAGCGCUUGGACGCCAUGAGAGCCCACGUCGGCGAGGCCUUGUGAAAACGCCUCGCUCCGUUGAGGAAAGGUCGAAAGGCACGAAGCUCAUUGGCGUUGAAACCGUGCGAAGUCAGGGAUCAGGGGGCUGCGGCCCUUCUGAAGUUCCUGGGCUGCAACAUCUGCCAUCUCCGCGACUCUUUGGGGGUGGAAGAAGUUGGAGUUCAGCAACUUUUAGGAAAGUCACAGGUUUCCCCACGUCUGAUACCGCAGGUGUUCGGUUCAGGGCAUGCGCGGCCUGCACAACUGACCCUGAUGCCUAGCUAGAUACUAGUCAAAAGUCCUGCUCUCACAGUCCACACAAGGCUGACAAAAUGGCCGCCACUGCUGACAGGCUGUGGUUGGUUGGUUGGUGUGUGUCGUAGGCCCGGUGGCAGGGUUUUCUGAUGUUUAGCUCUGUUUGUACAUGGGAGGAUUCCCUCCUGGGAGAAAACUUUCAAAACGAGGCAACUGCUCCUUACUCAACAAAGAAUUUCCCAAUGAGGACCUGGAUAAAGGAGGCAGGAACCUGUUGCUGGAACCAUCAGGCGAUUCGAACCAGAGAAUCAUCAGCUUCCCGGUCCAAUAAAGGAUUUUGUUAUCUUCUA
Podarcis raffonei (Aeolian wall lizard) is the source of this 3666-nucleotide messenger RNA. RefSeq names its product zinc finger protein 569-like. The record is from RefSeq and is a predicted model, not a curated record. The transcript is spliced from 11 exons. NCBI's taxonomy places the organism in Eukaryota, Metazoa, Chordata, Lepidosauria, Squamata, Lacertidae. Bases 173 to 3085 code for a protein of 970 amino acids. Gene Ontology annotation, biological process: regulation of DNA-templated transcription.